AUGAAACGGAAACACGGCGGGCAAGAUGGCCCAGCAGAGUGUCCCAGUCUUAAACGCCGUGCGGAAAAGGAGCAUUUCCGGGAGAGCGAAUCGGUCCGAGAACGCGCAAAGCCUUACCUGUUAGCAGUCGCAAAGUUACAUAGUGACGUUCUGGAGACCACCUGGAGCCGGGGCAGGAACCGCCGCGUGGAGCCGACACAUGUACGGCAACUCAAGGAGACCUUCAUGAGGGGCGGCCUCGAGCGUUGUGCCCCCGAGAACCGUAUGUUUGUCCUUUGCAGCGCCAAGGAGGUUCGCCAGGUCCUCGAGGCUCAGAAGGAAGACGAAGACGAGGAUGCCGGCGAGGACCCGUCGGCCAACGGUGAUAGUCACGGCAGUAACGAGCACCUAGACGACACGUCCUUCCUUAAUUGGUCCGUCAUUAAUAAAACCAGAGUAGAGGUAAUGGCGGGCCAGCACCGGCUCCGCGCUCUCCGAGAGUAUAUCGAGGCGACAGGCGCUCCAGAAACGGAUUCCUGGUGGGUGUGCGAGCUGUAUGAUAAAGACCGGUUACCAGCCGAACUCAACAUCAAGUUACGGGUCAACCGUAGGGACCCAAACUUGCCCGAUAACCACGGCCAGAUAUGGACACAACUCGUGUCGGUCGCCUCCGAACCGAACGGGACCGCAUCAGUAGAUCAGGGCACGGUCGACCACAAGCUGGUGGAAGCGUUGCGCCUCGGCGGCGAGAAGAGCUUCCCGACACGCAGGCUCGUGACAUUGUGGAACCACGAGAGGUGGCGGGCCAUCACUACACGCUGGUGCCAGACGCGACUGGGGCUGGAAACGUUCAACAUCUCGACAUUCGAGUGGAUGGCCAGCCUCCGUAUCGACGACUACUGGUUUGCCACGCUCGAGGCGGUACUCAACACGCUCGACGCCCUACCGCUCGACGCAACGCAGGACAUGGGAAGGGAUGACUGGAACCGGUUGGUGGUAGCUCUUGAUGGAAGGAACACCGACGCAGCCCCACGGGCGCGUGAGGCCGUCGAGGCGGUAUUCUACACCGGCAGCAACGCCGAUGGGCCGCACCGCCGAGCGGCCGGCCUACUUGAUACACUGGACAACGAAACGUACAGGAAGACCUGCCGGGCCAUCUGGGCGGAGACGGAACUUGUGUUUGUCGAUCUGAAGCGUCUUCUCCGAAGCAAGAGGCCAGAGACGGAAUCUGCAGUCCGAGUCCUGCAACAUGUCAUCGGCUGGGUUCACCAGGCCGGCGUGGUCGAGCUCAAAAACGUGAACCCCAAGUCGAAGAAGAAGCCCCAGCUGCGCGACCACUUACAGACCGCACUCGACCGUCUCAGCGCGUCCAGAAGCGCUGCGGGUGAAUAUCCAGAGGGCACCGCCCGCCAGCUCCAGCAGCGUGUUCUGGACUUCACCCGGCACCACGCAGGUGCCUUCCGUGACAGAGAGGCCCAGGCGCUCGUCGCCAGCGACAUCACCCUCGUCGACGACCCAGCCUACGGCAGGCGGUUCAACCACGCCGCGUGGGCCCGUCUUCUGCGUAUUGUUCGGCAGGUCACCGAUACAGGGGACCAGGACGACCGCGUCCUCAGGCCUUCAUGGCGAGCAGUGACGGCUACCGAAGAGGGCGUACGCCGGGAGCAGGUCUCCACGCUAGUGACCACGUUCUGUACCACGCUCCUCGGGCUGGGCAGUCGGCCGAUCAAGAAGAACGAUCCCUCGUUUCUCUCCCUUCAACAGGGGAUGGAGAGGUUCCUCACGUCGUCUACCACCGAGCUGCGAGGUAUCUUGACAUUUGCCCCAUUUUCGUCGAGCAAUCCCGACACCCCGCACAACAGCGACGCUGGUGAUAGUUAUAUCAAUGAAGAUGAAGACGAAUACGAAUUUGAUAAGGACAAUACUUCCGGCCGUCCACACCAAACACAACAACAACAGCCGUCAGACUCGGACCCUCCACCCUCAGCACAGAGAUCCGGACGAUCUCAUCAGAGCAGCAAAGGCAAAGCGCCACAUACACGAGCCGAGAGCCCGAAACUUCCUCCAAACAGCGACGAAGCGUCAUACCCACCUCCCCGGCAUCAGACGACAGACAUCCGGGAGCAACGAUCGAGAGCCACAUCAUUAACUUCACGGCCCCCAAAAAGCAUACCAUUCUCGAGCGGCAAGCCAAUGCCACAUUGGAAGACGGGCCCCAGGGCAGGAAGACGGUAG
Molecule: messenger RNA, 2214 nt
Organism: Colletotrichum abscissum
Lineage: Eukaryota; Fungi; Ascomycota; Sordariomycetes; Glomerellales; Glomerellaceae
Exons: 2
Coding region: 1-2214 (737 amino acids)
Source: RefSeq, a predicted model, not a curated record